Dreissena polymorpha is the source of this 5049-nucleotide messenger RNA. Its product is annotated as mediator of RNA polymerase II transcription subunit 24-like. Lineage: Eukaryota; Metazoa; Mollusca; Bivalvia; Myida; Dreissenidae. Gene Ontology annotation, molecular function: transcription coregulator activity. Gene Ontology annotation, cellular component: mediator complex. Bases 183 to 3161 code for a protein of 992 amino acids. The record is from RefSeq and is a predicted model, not a curated record. The transcript has 24 exons.
ACACUUUGUGUUACUAAAAUAUUAUAUUACGACGGGAACCAGAAUAGGUAUUGGUGUUUCUUGCUGGCGCCCGCCUCGACUCAUCGACUGAGUUGACCGUCUGCAAACUCAAGCAUGUUCAUGACACAGACGUUUUAAUUAACAAUACAAAACCUAAUUGAUAAUAAAAGAAACAAUUAACCAUGUUGGAUCCGCCACAACAGUCUAUACAGGACAACAGUAGUGUUGCAAACAAGUUAAAAGUUUUGAUGGUGAGGGCAUGGCGUGAAAGGUGGUCAGAAAUCCAGUGGGGAAUUUACUUCAGAAGACUUCUAAUCAGUGCAGGGCCAGGCACUGAUACUAAAGAACUUGCUGAGGUAUUACUGAACGAGGCCUUAGUGGGCGCCCAUCCAAACAAUCUUGUUCUUUCCUACCUACAACAUGCCACCCUUGCCAAGUUGUUACCGGUAUCUGCCAGUUUUCAGUUCAUAUCGGGGUACGAGGGAUACAACAAACCCCACUGCGUGCUUGCCCUUGUGGAUUUUGUCAAACAUAUGACAACAUAUAUGGGUUUCAGCUAUGGCAGUGACGGAGGUCCAGCCCUGUGUCAGUGUCUGCAGUCCCUGGUGCACUGGCUACUCAAGGUGAUGCUGCGCGCAGUCCAGAUGAUCCAGGAGCCUGCGCAGCUCGAGUACCAGACCCUCCUCCAGUCGGCCACUGCUGCUCUGCAGGCGAUAUCUCAGUCUGACACCAUCUCUGCACUCCUGUAUAUAGCCAAGACUGAGACAUCCGAUGUAUUCAGUGACAUGGAGCAGACUGAGCUGAACAUGCGGGGCACCCUGUCUCAGAUCCCUCAGGACGCCAUACCUCAAACACUGCGAGGCGACAUCUCCAAUCUGGAAGUCCUCAAAAUCAUCAAGUGUUACGUGCAAGCGACAGAUGCCGUUCUGGACACAUCCCACAUUCCAAUCUGCCCCACCAUUGUUGCCAUGGUCGCCGUGGAGGCGGUCCUGAAUCCCAACAAUGACAUCCAGCCAUUCGUAGACCAGCUAUUUAUCAUUGAGAAGCUCAUGAAACUGAAGCGUUCCUACCUGUUCUCAGAGGUGCUAAGGGGCUGCUACAUGGGCCUGGUAGAUCUGAAACAGGCCGACAGCCAGGAGGACUAUAGAUGGUGCGCUUUCACAUACCUCAAGGUGCCUCAGAUUCUUCAGAAGGUUCAACAACAGAGUCCCAGCCGUGACUUUGCGGCCGAUCUGGAGGCAGGCUUUGACAGGCUGCUCUACAGCGGCUAUAUGCUAGACCUGGCUGACUCCAGGCACAACUGUGACCUCCUAGGGCUGCUUCUGGGGGAAUGUACGAAGGCCAGUCUGCUGUCAGAGGCCCAACUGAAGAGGAUUUACAAUAGAAGGAACAAUGAGUCUCUGCGUUCACGGUCGGGGGACCAGCAGAUAUCACAGUCCAAUGCAGGACGUAUAAUAAAAGCAGAACCCACUGUCAACAGCAUCCUUAAGACGCUUGAGGCAGAUUACAGCAAGAAUCAGGAGAGUUUACUGGGUGUAUUGCAACACAUGCUGUCUGGGAAAAGCUUUGAACUCAUUCUAAAUGCUGCGGCAGCUAUUGGGAAACUGCAGAUCUUCUUGGUGAAGCUUAUAAGAUUCAAUGAGUUUGCCAAGCAGAGUUCUGGUGAGAGUGGCAAGGCAUCCCAGACUCGAGCUCUACUGUUUGACACCAGCUUCCUAAUGCUGGCACACAUCACACAGAUCUACGGCUCAGAGCUCAUCACAGGCUGUUCCGAGUGCCAGGACACAUUCUUCACCCAGUGGGUGACCCGCUGUCUGCCGGAGGAUGGGAAAUACAAGUCCGUGGACAUCGGCAUGCCCGUGGAGCCUUCCAAGGUGGACUUCCUGCUGAGCGCCCUCACGUCAGGGUCUGAUAUAGCUCAGGGGCCGCCAAAGUGGCACGAGAUCUGCACAAACACUCCAUACGCUAUACAGGAAGUGUUGUUUGCCUGGGAACACGGUUCAAUAUCUUCAGAUAACAUCAAGAUGAUAUUGAACUACAUCAAGACUCGCAUGUUGAGUCUGCCGGUAUGCAUCGUGGCCUGGCUGUGCAGCUACAUCAACAUGCUCAGUGAGGAGGCCCGCACCAAGCCCCUGUCCAUACUCCAGCAGCUGAUCCAGCCCCUACAGGGGGACUCCCUACCGCAGUACUACUCUGAGAGAUCCUAUCUAAUGCAGCCAAUUGUUCAGAAAAUGAUCCACGAUAUACUGCCCCCUGCCAGUAGGCGUCCCAUCCCACAGUAUGUGCCUGCAAACAGCUUGCCAGCCGAUGUCAUGGCUAAGACCCUGAAGGCUGUGUUCAGCAAGGGCUGGCUUGAGACGGAGAGACUUCACGCGCUGAAGGCCCUGUACAGUCUUUGUGGUGCUGACUGGUUUGUUGAUCGACUUGUACGGCAAAUGCUGGAGAGCAAUCGCAUCGACGACAUCACGAAGAGCCUGAGUCUAGCCUACGCAAUCAUGCACAUGGACAUGGAACACCUGGCCCUGUCCCUCCUCCUUCACACCAUACCCAGCCUGCUUCUGUCAGCCGCGUCCUACACGACCCUUACUGACUCUCGAGGUUACACGCUGGCAAAGUUCUGCGUCCUUACUAUCACUGCCGCACAGGCUGCCAGGUCCACACAGAAGGAUGUGCGUAGAGGUCGUAAGCGAUCCCGGAAUGAGUUUGACCUUGAUGACGUGGAUGACCUUGACGGGGUGCACAUGCAGGCAAAGAGGAUGAAGAUGGAGCCGCAGAUUACCCUGGACUCCGAGGGAUUCAACUUCGAUUUCCUCAAUGUCAAGGAUGAGAGUGAUACAGCUCCAGUUAUAGAUUCCAAGGACCCUCUCAAUAAGGCUUUACUGAACCUGUUUCGACUUAUGAAUGCUGUUGUUCAUGACGGGGAGGUGAGCCAGAAGACGAGCUUCAUUGUCAGUCUGGUGGAUGAGGCUGUUAACUGUGGCCAGCACGCACGCUACAUUCUGCAGUUCAUGCCUCCAAACAUGUUGAGCCAAAUGAUGAGGUGUAUGCCGGCCGCGUUUGACAACUCCAGGGUGCUGCAGAUUUGUGACAUCUCAAACUCGACAGGCAGAAAGAUAGCUGUGAAGGCAGUAUGUCAGAAUGCUCGAAGAAAGUCUUACUGACGGAACGUGUGAGAGAGUUGAAGAGAGUUUAACAAUUUGUUUUGCGAACAAAAAAGUAGUCCUGCUUACUUUAUCACAAGAUUUGGGACUUGCCCUGUGUGCAAAAAAGUAGUCCUGCUUACAUUACAGAAGUACAGUGCUUUGAACUGUGCAGGAAAUUGUACUUUGUGUAAACAGUAAUUCUCCUUACAAACGCACAGUGCUUUGAACUGUGUAUAAAAUUGUAAAGUGACAAUUAAGUUGUCCUACUUACAGAAUAACAGUGCUUUGAACUUUGUAUAAAACUGUAAAGUGACAAUUAAGUUGUCCGACUUACAGAAUAACAGUGCUUUGAACUGUGUAGGAAAUGGUAAAGUGACAAUUAAGUUGUCCGACUUACAGAAUUGCAGUGCUUUGAACUGUGUAGGAAAUUGUACUUCGUGCAAACAGUAAUUCUUCCUACAAAAGCACAGGGCUUUCAAUUGUGUGGAAAAUGUGAAGUGACAAUUAAGUUUUCCAUCCUACGGUUAUGUAUCAUAUUUUGUAGAGAAUUGCAUUGUGACAAUAAAGUUGUCUUACUAACUGAAGCACAGUUUUUGAGCUGUGUAGAUAAUGUGUUAUUGUCAUAAAGUAGUCUUGUGUAUAGAAGCACAUUGUUUCAAAUUGUGUUGGAAAUUGUACAGUGAAAAGAAAGUUUUCCUACAUAAAACAGCACAGUGUCUUGAUAUGUACAGGUAAAUUAAAUGUGGCAAUAAAAUUGUCUUGCCUAUGGAAAAACAGUGUUUCAAAUUAAGAAGUAAAUUGUACAGUGAAAAUAAAGUAGUCUUACUUACAAAAGCGUGUUUUCUGCACUGUAUAGGACAUUGUACUGUGUGCUUAAAAGUUUAUAUGCUUAUCAGUUAGGAAAGCACACAAUUUCAUGCACCAUGCAUUUUUUUAGUUCUACUGCCAAAGGCAGAAGAGCUUAUGGGAUGGCCUGGUUUCUGUCUGUCUGUCUGUCUGUGUGUGAGUUAGACUUUUCUUGUUUAUCGGAUAAAGUCCACAAUUUUCAUCCGAUUCUUUUCAAAGUUGCUCAGUGUCUUUAUUUUAAUGAGGACUCGAACCCUAUUGAUUUUCAGGUCACUGGGUCAAAGGUCAAGGUCACAGUGACUCGAAAUAGUAAAAUGGUUUCCGGAUGAUAACUCAAGAAUGCUUAGGCCUAGGAUCAUGAAACUUCAUAGGUGCAUUGAUCAUGACUGGCUGAUGGCCCCUUUUUAUUUAUAGGUCACUAGGUCAAAGGUCAAGGUCACAGUGACUCGAAAUAGUAAAAUGGUUACUUUUUCUUGUUUAUCUGAUUAAGUCCACAGUUUUCAUCCGAUUCUUUUCAAACUUGUUCAGUGUAUUUAUAUUAAAGAGGACUCAAACCCUAUUGAUUUUCAGGUCACUGGGUCAAAGGUCAAGGUCGCAGUGACUCGAAAUAGUAAAAUGGUUUCCAGAUAUUAACUCAAGAAUGCUUAGGCCUAGGAUCAUGAAACUUCAUAGGUACAUUGAUCAUGACUGGCUGAUGACCCCUAUUGAUUUUCAGGUCACUAGGUAAAAGGUCAAGGUCACAGUGACUCUGUUUAUAGCAAUAGAGCGAUUCAGGCCCUCAUGUUUAAUGUUAACAACAAAAUUGUCCAAACAAUGUACAACAAAAGUGUAAGUUAUUAAAGUAAUGUUGACUAUAUAGUCCAGCAUAAAUGAUUCAUUUAACUGUGAACAAGAAUAUAUCGCUCUGAAUUAAACUAUAAUGGUCCACUGGAAAAAGCACUGUGUACUGUUUCUCGAAAUAAUAGGGAAAAAAGCUUUCACAGUCAGUCUGUAUGUGAAAGUCCUAAAGUCUCGUACUGGUGUUUAUGAUUGAUUAAAGGCCAAUGAUUAUACUGCUAAA